CAAUCAAUCAAAGAAGCAACACUUCGGCUUCUUCGUCUCUUCUCCUCUCUUUCAUACGGAGUAUCAUAAUUUAUAAUUGUAGCAAUGCAUGCCAUUCCCACAACGCUUCUUCAUCUUCUUCAAUCCACUUGAUCUACGCACGCCUCUCAAACCCCAUUUCCCCUCCCCCGCCUCAUUGCUCUGUUCGCAGAUUUCCCCUGCAUCUGUAUACGAUAUAUACAUUCAAUUUCACGCUCCCGCCGACGCACGCAGAGUAGAGAGUGAGGGCCCACUCGUCCGGCAGAGUCGGAGGCUGAGGGAGAGGAUGGGAUCGUCGGCGUUGUCGUCGUGGUUGGUGGGUGCAUGCACGCCAGCUGGUUGUGAAAAGUACUCUGCGGGGAAGCUUUUCGGGUGUUCUUCUCAUUCCUGGAAUCCGGGAUGCAGGUCGGCGUUUGAUGAUUCCCGGCGGGGUGGGAGUGUUGGGAGAAGGAGGAUGUGGUUCCCCACGGCGGCUGUAAAUCCCAUUAUUAGCUCUGGGUUGUGGCCGACCAGGGCUUCCAAUUCCAAAUAUCAUGGGAGGGUAUUGGCCUCUGCUACACAUCAUGCAAAUGAUGUUGUCAAGAAGGAGAAGCCUUCUAUCAAAGAAAGGCGAGUUGUUGUGACUGGUUUGGGUGUUGUAUCUCCUGUUGGUCACGAACCCGAUGAGUUUUAUGGAAAUCUACUUGAAGGUGUUAGCGGCAUUAGCGAGAUUGAAGCUUUUGAUCCUUCAGAAUAUUCAACAAGAAUUGCUGGAGAAAUCAAGUCUUUCUCUACAGAUGGUUUGGUUGCACCAAAACUUGCUAAUAGAUUGGAUAGGUUUAUGCUUUUCUUGCUGGUAGCGGGAAAGAAGGCAUUGUUGGAUGGUGGAGUUACAGAUGAUGUGAUGGGUGAAUUCGAUAAAACAAGGUGUGGAAUUUUGAUUGGCUCUGCAAUGGGUGGAAUGAGGAUUUUCAGUGAUGCAAUAGAGGCAUUACAGGGAUGGAUGGGUCCAAACUAUUCAAUUUCGACUGCAUGUGCGACGGGUAACUUUUGUAUUCUUAAUGCUGCUAACCACAUCAUCAAAGGUGAAGCUGAUGUGAUGCUUUGCGGUGCAUCUGAUUCAGUAAUUAUACCACCUGGAGUGGGUGGAUUUAUUGCUUGCAAAGCACUGUCUCAGAGAAACAAUGAUCCUACUAGAGCUUCAAGACCUUGGGACAGUGAUCGUGAUGGGUUUGUGCUGGGGGAAGGAGCUGGUGUUCUGCUGUUGGAAGAACUCGAGCAUGCGAAGAAAAGGGGCGCAACGAUCUACGCUGAAUUUCUCGGUGGGAGUUUCUCUUCUGAUGCACAUCACAUGACAGAACCUCAUCCAGAAGGAAAGGGUGUUGCCCUAUGUGUUGAGAAAGCCAUAGCUCAAUCUGGGGUGUGCAGAGAUGACAUCAACUAUAUAAAUGCGCACGCUACGUCUACCCAAGCUGGUGAUCUCAAGGAGCUUCAAGCCCUUCUUCAGUGUCUUGGUCAGAACUCGGAGUUACGGAUAAACGCUACAAAAUCGAUGACUGGUCAUCUUCUGGGGGCAGCUGGUGCAGUAGAGGCUGUAGCGACUGUUCAGGCAAUUCGGACCGGGUGGAUUCAUCCGAACAUCAAUCUGGAUAACCCGGAUAAAGGGGUGGACACCAAGUUUCUUGUGGGCUCUAAAAAGGAACAACUGGAUAUUAAGGUGGCCCUGUCCAACUCCUUCGGAUUUGGCGGUCAAAACUCUUCCAUCUUGUUCGCGCCUUACAAGUAAAAAGAAGAAGAAGAAGAAGAAAUCCCCAUUGUCUAUUAUGGCUGAAAACAAGCAACUGUGGAUACUAUAUAUUGUGUAACAAUUCUCACUUUACUUUGGAUUCAUUGGCUUCAGUUUUUCCCCUUAUAGCAUGUUACACAUAUUGAGAAUGGUUGGCUCUUUGGGUGGUUGCUUCCAAAAUCAAGUGAUUUUCGACCACCCAAACGGAAUUGUUUGGCUCCUCAUCUUGAGGUACAUUUUGGAAAUAUAUGUUCAAUGUGAAG
This is a messenger RNA of Cuscuta campestris, 2046 nucleotides long. Lineage: Eukaryota; Viridiplantae; Streptophyta; Magnoliopsida; Solanales; Convolvulaceae. The record is from the annotation of a GenBank genome assembly.